CAGACAAACCAUCUUCCACACUAUCCAGCGCCACCACCACCUCACAUCACAUCGCAUCACCGGCGAGGCCAGCUCAGCUCCGACGAGCCCGCCCGCCCGCCAUGUCCAUCUCUCUGCGCCUCGCGCUCCCCGCGGCCCGUCCCGCGCCCCCGCUGAGGCCGCGGGCCCGGAAUGCGGGCUGCACCCCCGCCUCCGCCCUGCGGACCGACGCGCUCAGGGGAUGCGCCUCGCUGCCGUUCAAGCCGCAGCCCUCGGGCCUGGCCGCGGGCGCGGUGCGGCCGUGCCGGCGCCGCGGGUCCGCCGCCGUGUGCCACGCGUCCGCCUACCUCAGCCCGCCCACCAUGCAGUGGGUCUCCGCCGCGGCCGCAGCGGUACUAUUUCUUGCUAAAGGCACAGGCAUACACAAACCAUUCCUCGUGCCAUUGUUUGCUCUGCAAGCACCUACCAGUGUAAUCUCAUGGAUCAAGAGUGAAUAUGGACUGUGGACUGCUUUUCUUGCGCUUUUGGUGCGGUUGUUCUUCUCCGUUCCAGGUGACCUGGAGCUUCCACUUUCGACAAUGCUACUUGUCAGCGUUGCACCUUACCAGGUGAUGGAUCUGAGGGGAACUCAAGGUGGCGCGAUAGUGUCUUUGGCACUCACCGCAUAUCUCGCUUUCCAGCACUUUACCAGGACAGGAGGGAUAGGAAAAGCAUUUGAUCAAGGAUCUAUAAUCGCAACUGUGGCCAUCAUCUGCAUCACGGUUGUCAACGUGAUCCUGCUGUUGCCGCUGUUCUGUGAACUGGAGCUUCCACUGUUGACGAUGCUACUUGUCAGUGUUGCUCCUUACCAGGUGAUGAACCUGAGGUAUGAAACAUUCCCGCGGUUCUUAAAGCAAGACUUGGGUUCUACUUCUACUACUGCAUCCGGGAACUCAAGGUGGCGCGAUAGUGUCUUUGGCCAUAGCUGUGUAUCUCGCGUUCCAACACUUCACCAGGACAGGAGGAAUAGGAAAAGCUUUCGAUCAGGGAUCGAUAAUCGUGACCUUGGCCAUCACCUGCAUCAUGCUUGUUUGAGCAUCUGUGCGUGCAAUAUGUCGGGGACUCCAUCUGAUGAUAUGACUGGUCAAGUGAGGCCUGAAGGAGAUGUUCCGGAUGUGAAAGUGGAAACUGCCGACCAGAAUAAAGUAAAUGAGAUGCCUUCACCACAGGAAGAGGAAGCAGUAAUCAAGAAAAAGUAUGGAGGAGUACUGCCCAAAAAGUCACCACUUAUAUCCAAGGACCAUGAGCGGGCUUACUUUGAUUCUGCUGAUUGGGCUCUGGGGAAGCAAGGAGGACAUCCUCAAAAACCAAAAGGACCGCUUGAAGCACUUAGACCAAAAUUACAGCCUACUCAACAGCAAGCCCGUUCACGCCGAUUUCUCCACGCAUCUGCUGACGGCGAAGAAGGUGCCAAUUCUCCUACUGAGGCUACGAGCCAGAACCAGGAUUCCACCGAGACUGAGGACAAGGAGGACAAGAUGAACAAAAGAAACCGAAUUGAUAGCUUUUUUCCAUUGCAAACCACAGAAUCAAGCCCUUCAACUCAAGCAAGUGAUAAUUCUCCCCGUGUUACAGUUGCACUUACGCCUGGUGAUAUUGAAUCAGAUCCUGCCCCUUCGUCCUUGGCUUCCCAACAAACCCUAACCCACCCUUGCGCCGCCACCUCCAGCUUCCCGAUCCAAUCCGCCACCGCAACCAUGGGCUUCGACGUCGGCGUCGUCCCCUUCAACCCCGACGGCUGGGGCCCUCCCGAGACCCCGGCCGCGCCGCCGCUCCUGGGCGGCGCCGUCGCCACCGCCUCCAUCCCCUUCGCGCCCUUCUCCCGCUCCGACAAGCUGGGCCGCAUCGCCGACUGGACCCGCAACCCCGGCCACCCCGGCGCGCACGCCGCCGCCUCGCGCGACUCCAUCUUCGACUUCUCCUCCGCCGACGACUCCCUCGCCGCCGCCGCCGAGGACUCCUCCUUCAGCCUCGUCGACGCCAAGCCGCCGCCGCGCCACCCGCGCUUCGGCCCCAAGUGGCGCUUCAACCAGCGCCCGCAGCUGCCCCAGCGCCGCGACGAGGAGGUCGAGGCCAAGCGCCGCGAGGCCGAGAAGGAGCGCGCCCGCCGCGAGCGCCACUACCAGAACCACCGCUCCCACCACCACCAGGGCUUCCGCGGCAACCAGGCCUCGCAGGCCAAGCCCUCGGUCGACAUCCAGCCCGACUGGACCAUGCUCGAGCAGAUCCCCUUCGCCAACUUCACCAAGCUCUCCUUCGCCGUCAACGACCAGCCCGAGGACCUCCUCGUCUGCGGCGCCGUCGAGUCCUACGACCGCACCUACGACCGCGUCAACCCCAAGACCCAGCGCCGCCUCGAGCGCUUCAAGAACCGCCACUUCUUCAAGAUCACCACCACCGACGACCCCAUCAUCCGCCGCCUCGCCGAGGAGGACAAGGCCACCGUCUUCGCCACCGACGCCAUCCUCGCCGCGCUCAUGUGCACGCCCCGCAGCAUCCUCUCCUGGGACAUUGUCGUGCAGCGCGUCGGCAACAAGCUUUUCUUCGACAAGCGUGAUGGCGCGCAGCUCGAUCUGCUCACUGUCAACGAGACUGCGCAGGAGCAGCUCCCUGAGAACAAGGACGACAUCAACUCGGCACCGUCUCUCGCUGUCGAGGCCACCUACAUCAACCAGAACUUCUCGCAGCAGGUACUGGUCCGUGACGGCGAGAAGGUUACCUUUGAUGAGCCCAACCCCUUUGCAACUGAGAAUGAGGAGGCGGCGUCUGUUUGCUACCGCUACCGCCGCUGGAAGCUGGACGACAGCAUCAGCAUCAUUGCUCGCUGUGAGGUGCAUGCUGCCAGCGUUGAUCCCAGCGGUGCUCGCCAGUUCCUGACGCUCAAUGCGCUCAAUGAGUUUGAUCCUAAGAUUACUGGUGUUGACUGGAAGCAGAAGCUCGAGAGCCAGCGUGGUGCUGUGCUUGCUACGGAGCUCAAGAACAAUGCCAACAAACUUGCUCGCUGGACAGCCCAGGCUUUGCUCUCUGGUGCUGACAUGAUGAAGCUGGGCUAUGUGUCGCGUGUGCAGCCCCGUGACCACUUCAACCAUUCCAUACUCACUGUCAUGGGGUACAAGCCAAGGGAUUUCGCUACACAGAUCAACCUCAACACGGCAAACAUGUGGGGGAUUGUCAAGUCACUCGUCGACAUAUGCAUGAAGUUUGAAGAGGGCAAGUAUGUGCUUGUCAAGGAUCCUGCAAAGCCACAGCUCAGGAUCUACCAGGUUCCUAAUGAUGCUUUUGAGAAUGAUUAUGUUGAAGAGCCACUUCCAGAGGAGGAGCAGGUUCGCCCAGCUACAGAUGAUGUUGACCUUACUGCCGAGGAGAUGGAUGCUGCUGCAGAGGCUGAGGCAAAUAAAGCUGCUACUCCUGGUGGUCAGGGUGGUGAGAAGAGUGCAGAAACUACUGUUGCUUGAAGGGUAUAAUGGGUUAUAUUGCUUUAUCUAGAUAUGUCUUUUCUGGGUAUUUUUUAUCUGUUUCGAUGAAUUAAAGAGUUGAACUGCCUGCUAUUGGUACUGUGAUCUUGUUUUGAUCUAUGAGAAAACCUGUUACUCUUAAUUCUCUUGCUUACAUGUGCUAAGUUUGUCACC
This is a messenger RNA of Lolium rigidum, 3647 nucleotides long. RefSeq names its product eukaryotic translation initiation factor 3 subunit D-like. The record is from RefSeq and is a predicted model, not a curated record. Gene Ontology annotation, cellular component: eukaryotic translation initiation factor 3 complex; membrane; cytoplasm. NCBI's taxonomy places the organism in Eukaryota, Viridiplantae, Streptophyta, Magnoliopsida, Poales, Poaceae. Gene Ontology annotation, biological process: translational initiation. The transcript has 16 exons. Bases 102 to 3473 code for a protein of 1123 amino acids. Gene Ontology annotation, molecular function: translation initiation factor activity.